Varroa destructor (honeybee mite) is the source of this 2258-nucleotide messenger RNA. RefSeq names its product dnaJ homolog subfamily B member 9-like. Lineage: Eukaryota; Metazoa; Arthropoda; Arachnida; Mesostigmata; Varroidae. Gene Ontology annotation, cellular component: endoplasmic reticulum. Gene Ontology annotation, biological process: ERAD pathway. Gene Ontology annotation, molecular function: misfolded protein binding; protein-folding chaperone binding. The record is from RefSeq and is a predicted model, not a curated record.
UUAUUAGUAUUUAUCUCUGUAGGCGUGCUAGGGAAUUAGAACGUUAAUUAUAGAUGUUAUAUGACUAACCUUUGUCCAAUGUCUUUUAGAGCAUUCUGUCGAAUAAAACAUUGUUUUUGAAUGUAAGAAUGUAACCAUGACGUGUGGUUAGGCGUCCAUCUAUACCUGAGAUAUUCGUAAUUUCUAUAGCGAAGUAAUGUGCGCAAGUGUAUAGAUCAUUAGUGUGAUAGCCAGGGUGUGGGUUGCACUAUAUUGUUGCAAAGAUGCGUCUCUACCUUGUUGCGGUGUUUUGCGUCAGCACAUUGAUUGCAGUCGUUUCCGCAAGCGAUGAUCUCUACGAUAUACUUGGCGUGAAGAGGACCGCAAGCCAGAAAGAUAUCAAGCGAGCAUUUCGCAAACUUGCAAUCAAGUACCAUCCCGACAAGAAUAAAGACAAGGGCGCUGAAGAGAAGUUUCAGAAGAUUGCGCGUGCCUACGAGAUACUAUCGAACGAGGAGAAGCGAGCGAAAUACGACCGGGUUGGUUCAGUGGACGACUCCUCCAGUGAUAAUCCGGGAAGGGAUGGAUCCAGCGGUAUGCACUUCAACUUCAAUGAGUUCUUCCAACGGUUUGACGAGGCUAGGAUGUUCCAUGAAGGACGCAAAGAUCCGCACCAACAACAUUUUGAUGGAGCACAUCCUACAGAAGGUAAACGAUUCAGCUUCUCAUUCGGCAACCUGAACUUGGAUGAUCUGUUCGGUGAUGACGAUGGCGAACAUGAAAAUGGAAUGUUUAGUGAAUUCUUUGGUGGAGGCGAUUCGUUUUUCGGCAAUAUGGACCAUAUGCGCCAGGUCCAUACGCAGCAGCGCUCGCAAAAUUGUCGGACCGUUAGGAAACAACAAGGCAAUACGAUAUCGACUUACACGACAUGUUCAUCAAAUGUGGAUCUUUAACGUUCCAGGAUGCAGUCGGUAAACAGCGCGGAAAGGCGUACAUAAGCACAACAACCAGUUAGCAUAAAUAUGUAUAUUUGGGCUAACUAGGUUUUUGCGCUAAUUAAAUACUGAACAUCGUUGUGAUAUGCCAAUGAACAGUAAUCCGUUUUUAUAGCACAGCUGUGCCCAUAUAGAGAAAAGAAAAAAGGAAAGUGCGUAUUUGUACAUUAAUAGUAUGCACAUCCGUCCGGAGAGUUACUGACCAGUGAACUACAGGCGACAGUAUUUGUUAGUUCUAGAUUUAUGCGUGCUUAACCUAAUAGUUUCAAACAGGCUCGAAUGAAUGACUAGCAUAUAGUUUUGACAUAACGUGAGCAGCACAACUGGGCACAGAGUAGACGCUUAGCAGGCCUGGAUCACUAUAAGGGUAUAUAUUUAUGCGACGGCGUAGUCAAAUGAAUAUGCGGUGCUCCAAGUAUCAAAUAAACGAUUUAAGACGUUCGUAAAAAUGUGCACACCUCAACACGACUUCAGAAGAACACGACCCAGGGAUCGAUGGUUAAACUAAAUGAAAAACCCUACGAAGCUACGGGUAAUAUUCUAAAGCUAUCGCUUUAGAUAAUGGGUUAUCUAAAAAGUUAUAGUGUAGCGGUCUGUUGUCGUUUGAUGCAAAAAGUGUCGCUCGUUAAGUUGCCGCUAUGUAAAAAAUCGUCGGAACGUUGACAGAACUUGCAAUUGUCUGUUCAUGUUUCUCAAUUGUGAGCUGUCAUAGAUAAUAUCGAAGGGCAGUGAAAUGUUGUUCCGAUUUAUGCUAUUCUAUGUGUAUGACUUUGGAAAUACAAAAUUGUUGUUUUAUAAAACGAGCGCAUCUCUACGCCCAAUAGAAAUGGGUUUGACUUCUCUCUGAAAUAAAAAAAACAACAGACACAUUUCUUCAGUAAAAUCUUAAGUCAACAAACCGCAUCUUUUCGGCUUAAUUCGACUAAUUCUAAAGAAAUCACUGGAGGAGGAAAGGUGUUUUGUAACAUGGAGUUGCUAACAAAUAAGAAUCGCUAAUGUUUACUUUUCUGUUAAACGUUGAAACCUUUGUACUGUUAUUAAUUUGGGAUGAUGGUAGGCUUUGGUUUGUAUGUCUUUCGUUCUAUAUGAGCCUAUCUAUCCAUAUGAAAAGGAUCCAAUACUUUGCGUAAAAUACAGUAGCAGUAUAAAGUUGAGAUACAAGUAUCACUCUUGGCUGUCUAAGUUGUCAUGCUGACAUACUGUAAUCUACUAAAGGAUAGUGUACUAGUUAACUGUUGCGUAUAGUAAAUCGGCAAAUAAAGUGACGUUCAAUAUAAAUGUGUU